AUGGGCGCCAUAGGACCCAUUAUGCCCGACGACCAUCCCCUCACGGGGAUCUACAGCGCGACGUACAGCAAUAUUCCCGUCUACGAAUUCCAGUUCGGCCCCGACCUCAAAGAACAUGUCAUGCGCCGCCGCCAGGAUGACUGGAUCAACGCGACACACAUCUUGAAGGCAGCUGGCUUCGACAAGCCCGCCCGAACCCGCAUUCUCGAGCGUGAGGUGCAGAAGGACGUGCACGAGAAGGUCCAGGGCGGUUACGGAAAGUAUCAGGGCACCUGGAUUCCCCUCGAGCAGGGCCAGCUGCUGGCCCAACGCAACAACGUCUACGAGCGACUGCGCCCCAUCUUCGAGUUCGAGCCGGGGCCCGAGAGCCCACCGCCUGCCCCCAGACAUACCAGCAAGCCGAAGGCGCCCAAGUCUCGGCCAGCCGUUCCGAAAUGGAACAGUGCGUCGGCCCACGCAUCCUCGCACGCCCACGACGACUAUGACAACGCCGAGUCCGCCCUUAACGACGAUGACACCCCCGACAACUUGACCGUAGCCUCGGCCUCGUACAUGGCCGAGGACGACCGCUACGACGCCGCCCCUCAUUAUGCGUCCACAGGCCAUCGCAAGCGCAAGCGCGAGGAGAUGCUGCAGGAUCUGACCGAGCAGCAGCACGCCAUGUACGGCGACGAGCUGCUCGACUACUUCUUACUCAGUAGGAACGAACAGAACGUCAUGCGCCCCGAACCCCCGCCAAACUUCCAGCCUGACUGGCCCAUCGACACCGAUCGGCAUACGGCGUUGCACUGGGCGUCUGCCAUGGGCGACGUCGAGGUGAUCAAGCAGCUUAAGCGCUUCAACGCCUCUCUCGACGCCCGAAACGUACGCGGCGAAACGCCCUUCAUGCGCGCCGUGCAUUUCACCAAUUGCUACGAGAAGCAGACUUUUCCGCUCGUCAUGAAGGAGCUGUUCAGCACAGUCGACGCGAGAGACAACUCCGGGUGCACCGUCAUCCAUCAUGCGGCGGUCAUGAAGAGUGGCCGCGCUAUGAGCCAGUCGUGCUCGCGGUACUACCUGGACAAUAUUCUCAACAAGCUGCAAGAGCUGCGCACCCCCGACGAGGUGCAGGCUUUGCUGGAUGCACAGGAUAAUGAUGGCAAUACGGCGCUGCAUUUGGCGGCGAUGCAGGAUGCCAGGAAGUGUAUUCGUGCCCUGCUCGGGCGGGGCGCUGCCACUGAUAUCCCCAACAACCAGGGUGUGCGCGCCGAGGACUUGAUUAGGGAAUUGAACGCCGCCAAGAGCAAGCAACAAUCGCAGUCCCGUGCCGCUGCGCAACGCUCAUCAAGCCCAUUUGGUCCCGACUCAGCUGGCCAGCGUCGCGGGUCCUUCUCCGCUGAAGCUGGAAAGUUAACCCCUCCCCCUAAAUUCCGCUCUGAAGCCGCCAACGCUGUCACCCAACGUAUCGAGCCCUUGAUCAUCCAGCGGAUCCGCGAUCUCGCACAAAGCUACGACGCUGAGUUGAAUGAAAAGGAAGAAGCCGAGCGUGAGGCAAAGAGGAUCCUCAAUAACGCGCAAGCAGAGCUGCAGGCAUUAAAGGCAAGCAUCGCCGAGUUGGAAGCGCGCCUUGAGCCAGAGGAGAGUGCGGCAAAGGUCGAGCACGAAGCCGAUGAGUUGGCGAGGAGGGUUCUCGCGUACGUGACGCAUCAGAAUAGGAUUAUGCUGAGGGAGUGGGUUAGGCGGGAGGUCGGUGUGAACGGGGAAACCAAAGAAAACGAGAACCCUGACGGCGAGAAAAAGUCUUCAGACUCUGACCCUUCCAAACAGACCGAACAUAUGGAAGACGAUGACCCCCAAACGCGCCUAUCCCUCGCCCAAGACCUGUAUAUUCUGUUAACAACCCAACGCCGUCAUGAACAAUCCUACGUCUCUGCCCUCGGCGCACUAGGUACCGGCUCCCAAAUCGAUAAGUACCGCCACCUUCUGCGCGCUUGCCUGCCUCCUGAAGACCAGGAAUUGCUAGACGAGAACUUGGAGGAACUCAUCAAAAUGAUGGAAGAGGAGGCUUCCUCCGAGGGAGUAACACAAGGGGGAGGUGUGAUUGGGCCAGCGGCUAGUGUGGUCGCUCAGGUUGGGGUGUAG
Messenger RNA from Thermochaetoides thermophila DSM 1495, 2121 nucleotides. Its product is annotated as putative transcription factor. The record is from RefSeq and is a predicted model, not a curated record. Bases 1 to 2121 code for a protein of 706 amino acids. Gene Ontology annotation, molecular function: transcription regulator activity; protein binding; DNA binding. The transcript has 4 exons. Lineage: Eukaryota; Fungi; Ascomycota; Sordariomycetes; Sordariales; Chaetomiaceae. Gene Ontology annotation, cellular component: MBF transcription complex; SBF transcription complex.